CCGGCUAGCCUUUCAGUGUCAAGUAACCCCGCAGCGCGAAAGUACGCGCCUGGACUUUGCGAAAAAAAAAAAACUUUUUUUUUAAUUGUUCGUGGUUUGUGUUUGUAAACAUGGCGUGCCCUAUGAGAUCAGUGAUCGACGAAUCAGCGGGGCAAGAUGGAGCGUGCCUCGGCAACGAAGCCGGGAUGCUGUACGGCGAAUACCUCAUGCUGGACAAGCUGCUCAAUUCCCAGAGGAUGGUCAGCGCUGAGGGCUCGAAGACUGUUCAUGAUGAGCACUUGUUCAUUGUUACCCACCAAGCCUACGAGCUCUGGUUCAAGCAGAUCAUUUUCGAGGUGGACUCGGUGCGAGCCCUGCUGGACGUGCAAGGCCUGGACGAAGGUCACACCAUGGAAAUAUUGAAGCGGCUCAACCGAGUUGUCCUUAUUCUUAAGCUCCUGGUGGACCAGGUGAUGAUCCUGGAGACCAUGACGCCGCUGGACUUCAUGGACUUCAGGCACUACUUGCGGCCAGCUUCAGGAUUUCAGAGUCUGCAGUUCCGGCUAUUGGAGAACAAGCUAGGGCUGAAGCAAGCACUACGAGUUAAGUACAACCAAAACUACCAGUCCGUCUUUGGAGACAACCCUGAAGCCAUGGAUCAACUACACAAGUCAGAAGAAGAGCCAGCACUGCUGGCGUUGAUCGAGCGCUGGCUGGAGCGCACGCCCGGCCUCGACGCCCACGGGUUCAACUUCUGGGGCAAGUUCCAGGCCACAGUCGACAACAUGAUUAAAGAGGACAUCGCUGCUGCUAUGGAAGAGCCUAACGAGGUGGUACGUCGGCACCGCCUGAUGGACGCGGAGAACCGUCGCGAGAUCUACCGCUCCAUCUUUGAUCCGUCCGUGCACGAUGCUCUGCGAUCCCGUGGGGAGAGACGCCUGUCCCACAAAGCGCUCCAAGGCGCCAUCAUGAUCACUUUCUACCGCGACGAGCCCCGCUUCUCGCAGCCGCAUCAGCUGCUGACACUUCUGAUGGACAUGGACAGUCUUAUCACCAAGUGGCGAUACAAUCACGUAAUAAUGGUGCAGCGUAUGAUAGGGUCGCAGCAGCUCGGCACAGGCGGCUCUUCAGGCUACCAGUACCUUCGCUCCACUCUUAGCGACCGCUACAAAGUGUUCCUGGACCUGUUCAACCUGUCCACAUUCUUGCUGCCUCGCUCUCUCAUCCCGCCCCUGGAUGAAAGCAUGAAGCGCAGUCUUAACCUGGCCUGGGGUGAUACCAACGGAAACGGAAACGAUCAGAACGGCCUUGAAGAAUCCUUGAAAACUUUAUAGGGGUAACCCUAGUUUAGUAGGCUAAUAAGUUUUAGAUAUGUACCUCUGUGUACGUAGCCGAAUGGUACAAACGCUCACGUAACGCUCGUGGAUAUCUAUCUCUAUCGCUCUGGCGUAUUGGCACGACGAGCCAGACCACCUUUCGCGGCGUUUCAUUUUCGUUUCGCGUUGCAGAAAUGCCAUUCGGCUACGGCACCAGUUUUUGAAUUGCAAUAGAAGUUGCCCAAGGUAUGAAUCUAACAUUCAAGAGUGUACUCGUAGUGAUAGAAUCAACCUCAGCAUCGUGUUAAAAUCUUAUUAAAGUAAUAGUGCAAUAUUUAAAUUACAUGAUAUUAAAAUAAUUGCAAUAAUUUAACAAAAAAUAUAUGGUAAUUAUAUUUUUAUUCUGCAUUCAAUCCUGAUGCAUUUACUUAUAAUACAUAAUUUUCCAGUGUUACUUUAAUU
Molecule: messenger RNA, 1757 nt
Organism: Leguminivora glycinivorella
Lineage: Eukaryota; Metazoa; Arthropoda; Insecta; Lepidoptera; Tortricidae
Gene: vermilion
Product: tryptophan 2,3-dioxygenase
Exons: 10
Coding region: 111-1313 (400 amino acids)
Molecular function (GO): L-tryptophan 2,3-dioxygenase activity; heme binding; metal ion binding
Source: RefSeq, a predicted model, not a curated record